AUGUGGUCCAUCAUUGAAACAGGAAACUUCACUCCAAUGACUGUCGCCACUGACGCUGCUCCUGCUGCUCCAAAACCUCAAGCGUUGUGGACUCCUGAAGAAAAAAAUCAGGUACUCUUAAACUCAAAAGCUCAAUUUAUUUUAUCAUGUGCUCUUAGCAGAGAAGAAUACGAUAGAAUUGAAGAAUGUAACACUGCCAAAGAAAUCUGGGACAACCUUGAAAUUCAUCAUGAAGGAACAAGCCAUGUCAAAGAAGAAAGAAUAGAUAUGGGAGUAAAAAAAUUUGAAACUUUUGAAAUGAAAGAAGAUGAAACCAUAGAUGAAAUGUUCUCCAGAUUUACUAUUAUUAUUAAUGAAUUAAGAUCUCUUGGAAAAACUUACUCUCCUCACGAGAGGAUAAGAAAAUUACUUAGAUGUCUUCCUAAGGUAUGGAGACCAAUGGUCACUGCCAUUACUCAAGCUAAGGAUCUAACAAGUCUACCAGUUGAGGAACUUGUUGAAGGAUAG
Messenger RNA from Vicia villosa (hairy vetch), 507 nucleotides. RefSeq lists its product as uncharacterized. The record is from RefSeq and is a predicted model, not a curated record. Lineage: Eukaryota; Viridiplantae; Streptophyta; Magnoliopsida; Fabales; Fabaceae. The transcript has a single exon. The coding region runs from base 1 to 507 and encodes 168 amino acids.